UUUACAUGUCAGUUAGUUGGUGAUACUUUUAUAACCACUGAUAUUAUCCUGUUUAAAGGAGACAAUGGCCCAGUCUGUAGACAAACAUUGAAUUGUGAUCCUGGUCCUCCAACUGAUACCAGAUAUACAUGUGGUUGUAUGAAUGGUAACAACAGACAACUGUAUCUUAAUAUAACUAAUGUUAACAAGACUGAUGCUGGUGACUGGACCUGUGGAGAUAGCUUUAACACUGGCACCAGUCCAACUGUAACUCUUCCUGUUUAUUAUGGACCAGAGAAUAUUAGCUUUAAAUCAACUGGUUCUAGUAUAAUAGUGAUAGAAAAUGAAAGUGGAUCUGUAACCUGUUCAGCUGACUGUAAUCCACCAUGUAAUAUCACCUGGUAUGAAGGAGAUGAUACUAGUGGUAGUAUAAUAUCAUCUAAUAAUGGUCUUCUCUCACUGAACAACAGACAACAAGCUGGUAAUUACACCUGUCAGGCUACAAAUACAGAGAUACCCAAUUCUCAUCGAUCUAAACAUCUGAUGGUUAUAGUACAUUAUGGACCUGAGAAUAUAAAAUUUGAAUCAACCAAUUCUAGUAUAACAGUGAUAGAAAAUGAAAGUAAAAAUGUAACCUGUUCAGCUGACUGUAGUCCACCGUGUAAUAUCAACUGGAGAAAAGGAUCUGUUCUUAGUGGUAAUAAAGGUCUUCUCCCACUGAACAACAUCCAGAGACAACAAGCUGGUAAUUACACCUGCCAGGUUAAAAAUACACAGAUACCUGGUUCACUUCAAUCUAAACCACUGAUGGUUAUAGUUCAUUAUCCACCAACCAUCACAAGUCUAACGUCAGAUGCUAUCAACAACAUGAUAGAUGAAGAUUAUAAUGUAACCUUCACCUGUUAUGUUGACAGUCUUCCAUCUUCAGUAAUAUCCUGGUCUAGAUCUCAACAAGGGGGACAACUCUAUUCUGGUAGUCAAUAUACCAUACCUAAAACUAGUCGUCAACAUACAGAUAACUAUACUUGUACAGCUAGUAAUCAUAUUGGUCAAUCUGUAUCUAAAACUAUUCCACUCAAUGUUAGAUAUGGACCAGAGGAUAUCAGAUUUACACCAACAGGCUCUAGUAUAAAAGUGAUAGAAAAUGAAAGUAGACCUGUAACCUGUUCAGCUGAUUGUAACCCACCAUGUGAUAUCUACUGGGAAAAAGGACCUGUUCCUUAUGGUAGUAAUGGUCUUCUCCCACUGAACAACAUCCAGAGACAAGAAGCUGGUAAUUACAUCUGUCAGGCCACAAAUACAGAGAUACCGGGUUCACUUCAAUCUAAACAACUGAUGGUUAUAGUACAUUAUCCACCAACCAUCACAAGUCUAACAUCCGAUGCUACCAACAACAUGGUAGGUGAAGAUUCUACUGUAACCUUCACCUGUUCUGUUGACGGUCGUCCAUCUUCAGUAAUAUCCUGGUCUAGAUCACAACAAGGGGAACAACUCUAUUUUGGUAGUCAAUAUACCAUAUCUAAAGUUAGUCGUCAACAUACAGAUAACUAUACCUGUACAGCUAGUAAUAAUAUUGGUCAACCUAUGUAUAAAACUAUUCCACUCUAUGUUAUAUAUGGACCAGAGAAUAUCAGAUUUACACCAACGGGUUCUAGUAUAACAGUGAUAGAAAAUGAAAGAAAAACUGUAACCUGUUCAGCUGACUGUAAUCCACCAUGUAAUAUCAAAUGGUAUAAAGAUUCAACUAUAAUAUCAUUUACUGAAUUUCUCUCACUGAUCAACAUCAAGAGACAAGAAGCUGGUAAUUACACCUGUCAGAUUACAAAUACACAGAUACCUGGUUCACUUCAGUCUAAACAUCUGAUGGUCAUAGUACAUUAUCCACCGGUCAUCACAGGUCUAACAUCAGAUGCUACCAACAACAUGAUAGAUGAAGAUUCUACUGUAACCUUCACAUGUUCAGUUGACAGUCUUCCGUCUUCAGAUAUAUCCUGGUCUAGAUCACAACCAGGGGAACAACUCUAUUCUGGUAGUCAAUAUACCAUACCUGAAGUUAGUUGUCAACAUACAGAUAACUAUAACUGUACAGCUAGUAAUACGAUUGGUCAGCCUGUAUCUAAAACUAUUCCACUCCAUGUUACAUGUUCUCCAAGAGAAAACAUGGUAACUAUGAGAAACAUCACUAAUAGAAUAAAUACAACAAUAAAUCUAGAAGUUGAUAUAAUCGCCUACCCUGAACCAACCUUCACCUGGUACCAUACACCUACAAGACAUAUAAUAAAUACAGCUAGAACACAACAACUAUCAACUAUAAACUAUAAAUCAACAGUAGAGAUAACACUAAACUCUACUCUAUUUGGUGAUUAUAUAGUAUCUGUAUACAAUGGUAUUGGUGUUCAGAACUUCACUAUUACAGUUAUUAAUGGAGAACCACCACAGCCAGUAAAUGAGCCAGUGGAAAGUAAUAAUAUGGUUACUAUAGUUGUUAGUGUAUUGGUUAUUGUAAUAGUGGUUGUUAUUGUUGUGGUGAUAUACCGUAGAAAGGCACAAAAAGACAGUUCCCAAGAUAAUGUUCCGUUAUCAAACAAAGGAAAUAAAAGGCAAGAUGAAAUGGUUAUUGAUGACAAUUUAACAUAUGAGGGCAGUGAUCAUUUAUUUGGACCCCGGACUGGAGCAGGACCUGGAAAAGGACAAACAGAUAACAUUCCCAUGUCAUCUAACCUAAAGACCGGAAAAGAUAAUAAAAUGGUUAUCGAUGAUAAUCUCUUGUAUGAAGGAAGUGAUCAUUUAUUUGGACCUCAAAAUGGAAAUGAAUCUGGAAAAAGUAAAAAGCCUGCCAAGAAACCAGAUCCUGAAGUUAUCUACACAGCGGUUGUUAAGAAAAAGGCUGGUCAAGAUAAUAAAGCUGCUAGUGGACAGACAGGAAUUUAUGAAAACAUUGUUAUCAAAGCAAAAUCAAUUCCUACAAAGAAACCAACUAUUAACAAGGAGGGACUGAAUUAUGCUGAUGUUGUUUUCACGAACAAAACACCAGCUAAAGAUGUGAAACCCGUGUAUCAUGAUGCAGUUGAGUAUGCUUGUAUACAACCUGGUGUUCGAGGACCAACUCCACCACCUGUUUCUGAUAGCAGUGAUGAUGAUGACGCACCAGCACCACCACCACCACCACCAUCUAAACCAAAGACAAAACAAAUGAAAACUAAGAAGAAGUAAAUUAAAGGAUCUAGAUGGGUAGCUUGAUCUAUCCCAAUCUCUUUCAAAUCUUAAACUUUUUGAUUGAUCAAUAGAUAUUAAACAUUCUGAGCAUAUCCAAUUAUGAUACCAAAAACAUGAACCAAUGAUAAUCUUUUAGCUUCCUGACUGUGCAGGCAUGAGUUAAGUAAAUCUUUCUACCCAGCCAUGUUAUCGCCAUUAAUUGAUGUGGUAUUCUCAUUAAUGAUACACUCUAAAAUGCACAGAGGAAUAUUUUUCCCUUUUUUUAUAUAUAAAACAGUUGUCUAUUGAAUAUCACCAUGUAGAUAAUUAGGGUCUUGGUUUGUGCUAUGUUGAGAAUUAUGAAAAUGUUUCUGUUUUUCAUUUCAUCUUACAACCUGACAAGCUAUUCUUUUUAAAGUUCAUGUUUUUUGUUGCUAGACAGCUUAGAUUUAUUAGUUAUUGUUUUAAGUGUAUUUCAUAGUUUCAGCAUUAUAUUUGUCGUUACCUAAAGAACUAUAAACCAUAGGGCCUGGUCCUUAUUUAUCAAAAAUUGUAUUGCUAUUUAUACUCACUUCUUUGUUACAUAAGGAUUGUCUUGGCAUCAUUACAGUGAACAAGGACCUGUACCUACUAUAUCACAGUCUAAUGUACACCUGUAACACAAUAACAAAUAUUUAUAGUAUAGUAUAUUAUAUAUUGACAUUAAGUCAGAACAUACAUAUAUUUAUAGUAUAGUAUAUUAUAUAUUGACAUCAAAUCACAACAUACAUAUUAUUAGCAUGGUAUGGUGUAUAUUGAUUUAUAACAGAAGAGACUUGAUUUAUCAUGUUGCUUCACUUUGCGUUGUUGUCUUUAUAUGACAAGUAGAACGUGAAACUAAUUUU
Molecule: messenger RNA, 4058 nt
Organism: Patella vulgata (common limpet)
Lineage: Eukaryota; Metazoa; Mollusca; Gastropoda; Patellidae
Product: carcinoembryonic antigen-related cell adhesion molecule 5-like
Exons: 19
Coding region: 139-3192 (1017 amino acids)
Biological process (GO): cell-cell adhesion
Cellular component (GO): cell-cell junction
Molecular function (GO): cell adhesion molecule binding
Source: RefSeq, a predicted model, not a curated record